Diorhabda carinulata is the source of this 7332-nucleotide messenger RNA. RefSeq lists its product as uncharacterized. The transcript is spliced from 3 exons. Gene Ontology annotation, biological process: regulation of synaptic transmission, cholinergic; positive regulation of voltage-gated potassium channel activity; sleep. Lineage: Eukaryota; Metazoa; Arthropoda; Insecta; Coleoptera; Chrysomelidae. The coding region runs from base 190 to 723 and encodes 177 amino acids. The record is from RefSeq and is a predicted model, not a curated record.
UAAAGAUAAGAUGGAAACAACCUCAAAUGUAAUGUGGCAACAUUGCCCACUAACCUUCUUUAGAACGAAUGUCUGGUAAAUGAGUGAAACCUGGAAUCACGAUAUUGGAGUCGUUUGGAAAAGUUAUUUGAUAAAUAGAAGACAUUUCCGAUUUUAACUGUAUAUGAAGUUGAGGAAAAUCGUACAAGAAUGUUUAUUGGUGAUAUGUGUAAGAGUAUUUAUUCGGUGGGAUUUUUCAUACUUGUAGUCAAAGCUCAAGAAGAAUAUCCGUAUCCAAUACAAAAUAACCUCAUAUAUAAUAAAUUCGAAGUAGGAAUUGGUAAUAGCCUGCAAUGUUACGACUGUAAUUCCGAAUAUGAUCCACGAUGUGGCGAUCCUUUUAAUCCUUAUACAAUUGGAGUAAUCAAUUGCACCGACAGGAACACUCCAGAACAUUUAAUAGAUCCUUUUGAUCCCGAUAUCAAAUUGAAGCCAACUUUAUGUCGUAAAAUUGUUCAGAGAGUCGAAGGACGAACUAGAGUGAUACGAGGUUGCGGUUAUAUCAAGGAUUCUCACGAUGAUCGAGAAUGUUUCAGAAGAACUGGGACGAAAAACGUAGACGUCACCCAUUGUUCCUGUACCAAAUCCCUUUGUAACGCAGCAAAUUCCCUUUUACAUCCUUCGAUGAUAAUUUUUAUUUUACCGGUUUUAAAUAUUAUAUCGAAAGGAAAUUUUCGGUUUUGAUCCCAGAAUACGUUAUAUCAAUAGUUAUUUGUUAUGCCGUUAGAAAUAUAUCUUUAUCUCGCCAGUUUAAAAAAAAACAUUUAUGUCCAAAGAUUAUAAGUGACCUCUUAAGUAAGUAAACAUUAGUUUAUAUUUUAAUUAUUAUUAUUAUUACGAAAAAGCAAUUAAAAACGUACGUUGAGAGAUAAAACUAAUCAUAAAUAUUCGUUCGUAAAUAUUUAGGUUAUGCUCAGUUGCAGUGUCAAGUAGUACAUUCUGUAAUGGAAAAAAAUCGAAUGAAUUCAGCAUCGAUUUAAUUUAUUCAAAUUGAUUGAUAUAUUUUCUGUAAAAUCGGGUGUUUAACAAAUUUCGAUAAAGAUAAUUAUUAUGAUAAUUUUUUUAAUCAUCACAUUUAAAAUUAAGUUUUCGAAUUUUCGGUUUAAACUUCUCAUUAAAAGGAUCAUUACCAAUAUGGCGGUGUACUGACGUCAGAAUAUAGUAAGCUUGAGAAUAGAAUGUCACUCAAAACUUACUAAUACGAGGGUUGUACCUUAUGUAAGGUUCCCAUAUUGUUUUCAAAUAGAAAACAUUUUUUAUUGUUAUUAAUUUAUACAUCGAUAGAAAGCUUACACUGUUGUCCAUUGUUCGAGGUAUUCUCUAUUUUUUUCACAAAUUUUGAAGACGACAUUUGCAUUUUCAAGUCGAAGAAAUCUCCCGGCAUUAAAAUCUACUUAUUGUUCUUCAAAAGCUCCUGGGUUUGAUGAGAUGCGUGGGGUCUAACAUUGUGGUGAAGAGCGAAGGACACUCAUUUCCAGCGAUUCUGGAUUGCUUUCCUGAGUUUGGUCAUUGAUUCACAAUAUCUAUCUGAGAUUAUUGACAUCUCACGUUGUAUGAAAUCGGUAAGGAGUACCCCCUUUGUUUUAUUUUUUUUGUGGCAGUAAAACAGAGUGACGCAACUGACGAGAUUGUUGUUUUAUUUCGAGGAUGUAAUAAAACACCCACGUUUCUUCUCCUAUGACGAUAGCGUCCAACAACUUCUCCUUGUUAUCUACUUUUUCACAAUGCUGAAGAAACUUACACAGUUAAGGCGUGCGUCACACAUCUUUCAGUAGCCCAACAUUUUUUCAAUUGUGCCUUGGGAAUGUUCACCAAUGCGUGGAGCAGUGACCCUUUGGGUAGCUCACUGCUGAUCUAGAAAAUCGCUUUCCAAACCGGCGAAAUUUAUUAGAGAAUUUAGGACAAUCAUGUGUUCGAUACUAGAUGUUAUUACUGCGUUUUUGCGAUCUGUCAAGUGCUUUCGCUCCAGUUCAUUCCAGCUACUUACAAAAUAUUCUGUAAAGUGCUGCUGUAGUUUUGAUUUCGUUUCUAAAGCAAGAUUUUUACAAUAUUUUCUUGAAUUCCGUAUCUUGUUGUUUUUGAUGGAUAUCGAAUUUUGAAAUAUCAUAUUUUCAUUUGGUUAGGUUUGUUUUCUGAUUGUGGAGCUGAAUAAAUUAGUGUACAAUAACUGAACUUACAAAUUUGUAAUUUUUAGGUUUUUGGACAUGUUGUCCAGUGAAUGAUUUCUCGCGUUUUUGAUUUCAGACAAUAAUUGGACGAGAAAGUACUGAAUCAAAAAUUAUAAUUGCAGAUGAGGAUGUUUGCUCAAACUAUGUUGCAUCAACCAUUCAAUACUACGAACAAACAGUCUAAAAAUUCUUUCAUAUCCCAGGUUCAAAAGGCUAGUAGUUCACAUUCACCAUUUCUAAUGUAGCAAUAUUAACUUGAGGAUAAAAGAGAAAAAAAAAUGUAACGCGAAGAGAAAAACAAGAAUAUUUAGGUAACACCGCUCACCAAGAAGUAAAAAUUGAAGAAAACAGAUCUGUUUUGAGUGAAAUAUGUGUACAAAGUUCAUAAAAAAAUGCUAAAUAGCCUUCAGGUCCUUCUAGGCCGCUUGGCUGCCGGCAGAAUGUGAAUGCACUUCCCAGAGCUUCUGAUUGUUCUACAGCAUUAUAGAGUUUUAAAGAAAAAAAAAGGUCAUGCGGUAAGACUUGGGCUGAUUUUCUGAUUUCCUACCAGUUUCUGGUGUGAACACUUUCUGUGUUGGGUGUGUGACCUGGAUUCAGACUAGCUUCAAAAAGUUGGUCUACCAUUACUUCGAAGGCUUUGUCUGUGGCAAAAAAGCAAAAGAUGAAGACAACCGAUCUGCCAUUCGUGUCAUAAAUGCUUCAGGGAAGACUCAGAAGAUAACAUAGAAGAAGGUAAUGGAAAGUUAUGGAAGAUAUUGUUCGUAUUCAGCGGAUGAAACCAUUGUACAACUGUUUUAGAACUCUUAGAAGAAAAAUUUGAGCUUCAUGAAGCAUUGAAGCAUUCUUUGAAAAGAACUGGACAAAGUACCACUAGGUAAUAUAACACUCGAUAAGUUCAAUAAAAUAAUUUCGUUUGAAUAAACUAAACAAAAAGCAACCAAUAUAGCCUCUAGGUGAAAAGUACACCUGACAAUUGACUGAAAUCUAAAAACGGCCUACCAGCGAACGUUUAACACGUUCCCGAUCAUACAGAACAAAUAUGGUUAUCAAUAACCUUUCCCUUGAUUCUUUAUUUAGUUGUUUGCCAAUUCUUAUAUCAAAUAUAAUAAGAUGUCCAAUAACUUUUAUAUUCUACUUCAAAUUUACGUUUUUUUAAUGAUCUAUGUAUAAGAAUCAAAAAAAUGUUCGUUCUUUUCUAUUUCUUGUAAUAUAGAUGCCAUGUUUAUGGGAUUUUAAAAAAUUUUCUACAAAUUAUUAAAUGAACAUUCAUAGUCUUGUCCAAUAAUUGUAUUAUGUAUUUUUAGCACUGCUGCUAACGUUUUUCAAUGCUUUUUCUAUGUAAACGCUAUAGGUAUGAAAUUUGUUCAAAUAAAUGUGUUCUCGAAAAAUAAACUGCAUAAUUUUAUAAUUAAAUAUAUAAAUAUAAAAAAAGAGCUUAUUUAAUAUUAAGUAACAUGAAUGAUAGAUUCAAAUUAAAACCAAAAAAAUCUAAUUUAAAAAUUUAAUACAAAUUUCUAUUAUAUCAAGUAUGUAUGUUAGGAUCUGUUCUAUUUCGUAUGCUCUCAGAUGUAGUGUUCUGGAGUUUUGAAUGUGGAUGGAAAUUUCAUCCUCUAAGCAACAGAAACAGCGUCGUUAGGUGUCCAUUGAUUUAACAAUGUCCCGACAAGACUCCUAUCAGUAUUCGUAGGCUAUUAUCUAGGUUGAUACAUGCAGAUCUUUUCUGGUUAUAGCUUUCCAGAAGUGUCUUCGCCAGUCUCAAUCCCUAGUAACUGGUUCUACUCCUAUUCACCUUAUUUUUCCAUGUUUUCUCUGUUAUUUUGUCGUCUGUUCGUUUGCCAAUCCAGUGCAUGGUAUCUUUAUUUUCUUUGCCUAACUCGUUUAACCUGUUCUGGCAUUCCAAAUCAGUUUGGAUUUUACUAUAAUAGAGCUUAAAGCUCGAAUGGCUGUUGGGCUGUCUAGAUAGAACUGGACACAUCAAUUCUGUUUGAAAAAUGCAUGCGGUAUUGACCAAACUUUCAGAGUGUUUGGUUCUAGAUAAGUUGACCCCGUUAUUUUGGAGCCCUUCGUUAAUCAUUUGAUGGCAUUUCUGUUCAUUCCUUUUAUACUGUUUUCGUAUUUUCCGUCUUGAAUCAUGUUCUAGAUCUGGUCAUGCUAUGAAGAUGGUUUUUUUCGUCACGCUUUCCAAUAUUAUGUGUAAAGGUUGGAGAUUGAGAAUCACUUAUAGUGAAGCUGCUGGGUUCUAUGUCUUAGCCUCGGUUAAAUAUUUGCAAGUCAAUAUUUGUAAAAGAUUAUUUUUCGUGGUGUUCAGACUAGUUCUGGUACCUCAAACAACGGCCCAUACGUGACGAUUGGUCUCACGAGUGCUGUGUACAUCCACAGUAAAAUCUGGUUAUAGAUAUAUUUUUUUCAUGUUUGUUUCAGAGGAAUUUACUAUGAAUUUGCUUAUGAAUUGAUUUGAAACUAUCAUUUUUAUAUCACUGUUGAAAACAUAGGUUAAUAUUAAUGUUAAACUUUUAAAUCUAACUAUUUGUAAUUACUUGAGUUUUCAGGACCGAUCUCUGCGAAUAUCUAGCUCCAAAAGUUAAAGCUAUUAGCGAUAAAAGACAAACCAGAAGUUUCUACUAGUUUGAAAAUAAAUGCCAAAUGUUAUUGGUAGGUCGACGAAUUUUUAUACCAAACUCAUACCAAAAAGGUCAUUGUUGUUGUUUUUCAAAAGCAUGAAUUACCUUUCAAAUGAUGUGUAACUCAAGUUGAUGUGAGGAUGCACUUUUAGAAAGACUUUGUACCUCUUUGUACUGUUUCCAAAAUAGGUUGAAAGCUUUUAUUUGUAGCUGUUGAGCACUACUCCCUUGAGGUACCUAUGCAUUUUGAUCCAAUGGGCAGGACAUUAGCAAAGUAGAUGCUCUGCUAUCUCUAUGGCUCAGAAUCUGUAGUUGACGUUGUCUGGCGUACCUUUAGUCUUAAGGUGGUUUUUAAGUAGUCACCUCUCAAAAGAUCAACAACCAGUUUAACUGGGCAUCACGAGAAGUUCCUCAGACUUCGUAGAUAAUGAGGUUAUGAAUUUUUUGUAUUAUCUUAGGUCUGACGUGUUUCUCUAGUAAUAUUCUAAAAAGGAGGCUCAAAUAUAAACAGUGACAAAAACUAAUUUAAGACAAAUUUAGUCCCCAGUCGUAACCAAAUAUCUGGAACAUGAGAUAUGAAUGAGAAAAGAUAAUCACACCUGUAGACUUAACAGAAGGUUAGGUCUGACUUAGGCUGUAUUUGGUAAGCUGAGACAUGUAUCCAAGUCAGACAUGUAUACCAAUAUAUCUCAAACGAAAGUUGUUUGACUAAUGCUUGAUCUCAAUAUUGACUUGAAGCCAUGAAGAGGCCCAUGCUAGUAGUUUUCGAAUGCAAUUGAAAGAGUCACUCAACUGGGCUCGCCAUGUCGCAGGAUUGUCUGCUAAUAGAUGGACGAAGAGAAUACUAAAAUAGUGUCCCAGGAAUGAAGUAUACAGAAACAAAGGACGACCGCCGACGCGAUAGACGGACGAUUUGCAAAGGAUAUCUUCCAACUGGCUCUACGACGCUUAACACUUGGCAGAAUGGCUUAGGUUUAGAGAAGCUUAUAUCCAGCAAUAGUCAUUGAUGUGACAUCUCAUGAAGCUACAGGUUUGGUACAAACUAUCGAGUCAUUGCCUCAGGACUAUAGUGGAAAAAACAAGAGUAGAUCGAAUCAGUAACAGUGUGGGGUGCAAGACAUCGUAAGAUGGGGGAGACAAAGAAAAAGAUACUGGUACGCCCCCCACGUGAGAAGAAUGGAAGAGAGUAGACUGUCACGCAUCGUACUUGACGGAAAAUCAAUAGGGAAAAGAAAACUCGGACGACCACCUAAGAGAUGGAUGGACAGCUGACAGUCCAUCUCCCAGGAACUGAUACAGAAAAACCUGAAAAACUAACAAAUCUUGAGAUCUUAAAAAUGAAUAAGAAGAAGCCUCUUAUACAGUAGAGCGUUGGGUUUUUGGUACGAACAUUCCUCCUCGUUUCAUAUUUUGUAUAUGUGACCUAGAAUCAGGCUGGCUGACUGGAAAACCCCUUUUUCGCCAAGUGAUUUGUAGGGUUUGAAACUCUCAACCUCCCACUUGAUUCUGUUUAUUAAAAAUAUUUCUUUAGUGUAUUUCUAGUAUCUUUUAUGCUUUUUGAUCCUAGUAAUUGAGUCUUUAGAACCAUCUUUCUUGCUAAUCGCUGCAAUAUUUUCCGUUGAGCUUUUGAUUUAGUCAAAUUCCUUUUGGAUAGGUUUUGGAAACGUUGAGUGGUUCCUAACUCAUAUAUUCCCUUGCAGAAUUGUUUACAAGUUCUUCUCUGAGAUUUUCCGAGCUCCUUGGUACAGUUUACUAGGGCUGAUCUAUAAUUGGACCAGUACCGUUGUUAAAUUGUAUGUCACCAAAAAUUCUCAAGCGGUUCAAUUCCCUGUUCUACCAAGGUACGUCUCUAUGAAUUGCCUCAGAUGUUCAGGUAAAAAUUUUGUAUGAAAUUUCGUUUCUUUCCUAAUAAAAUCUGACGAGAAAUGAAGAGUCACUUGAUUGUGAAUGUUUGUGUAAACCUCUCACUAUCUUUCUCGUAUACGCUUAUUGCCACUAUCUGUAAUAUCUCUAUGGCUUUAUAAAAUUUCAAAUGACGUUCCAUUUCUUUGUUUUUUUAUGAGGCUCAAGGGUCACACCUUUAUUAUUAUAUAUAGAAAAAUGUUUUAUUUAUAAAUUUAUUUGAUAAAUAAAAACUGUAUUGUAACAGCACACGCUAAAAUUACCGGCAACGAUAACCUCGUGAUCAUCAAGCAGACAACUGUUCAAUGAGAAUCGUUUUCUUAUGUCGUUAAAAAUAAUUAUGAAGUUUGAACGUACUAUAAAUAUGAUGUUUUAUGGGGUUCACACUAAACUAGAAACAGUCAAGUUUAAAUAUUCAAAUAAUGAGAUAAAACUAACUCUUAGAUUUAAUACAGCUCAGUUAAGAGCUUUUUUUACAUAUCAUUAUCUUUUGGAGGGACGUUGAUCGGUUCUUGUUUUGUAGAAUGUGUCGAAAUUCAGAUAAAAUCAAUGAAAGAAAUCAGUCGGAAUAUUUGUGGAAAUAAAUUUUGUAGAAAAUCAAA